Molecule: messenger RNA, 542 nt
Organism: Drosophila suzukii
Lineage: Eukaryota; Metazoa; Arthropoda; Insecta; Diptera; Drosophilidae
Gene: Obp56e
Product: Odorant-binding protein 56e
Biological process (GO): sensory perception of smell
Molecular function (GO): odorant binding
Source: RefSeq, a predicted model, not a curated record
AAUGCUGACUGCCCGCAACAUUAAGCCAACAGUUUCGAUUCCAAAAGAUUCUAAGCAACUCCCGAUCAGCAUCAUGAAAGUAUUCAUCGCUCUCGUCGCCCUUGCUGCUCUGUCCUUUGCAGCUGCUGUGGAACUCUCUCCGGCCCAGAUCGAAGUGGUUAGACAGAGGGCCCAGGCCUGUGCCGAACAGGAAGGAAUCACCAAGGAGCAGGCUAUUGCCCUGCGCGCCGGCAACUUCGGGGACUCCGAUCCCAAGGUGAAGUGCUUUGCCAACUGUUUCCUGGAGCAGAGUGGCCUGGUGGCCAACGGUCAGGUCAAUCCCGCUGCGGUCCUGGCCAAACUGGGUCCCAUCGCCGGGGAGGCAAAGGUCAAGGAGGUCCAGGCCAAGUGCGACUCGAUCCAGGGAGCCGAUAAGUGCGACACCAGCUACCAGUUGUACAAGUGCUACUUCGAAAACCGCGCUGAAAUAUAAGUCAAAAUAUCGAAUCUGAACAUUGACAUUUUUAUGAAAUAAACAUUCCUUAAUUGAGCUGCAAAAAUUA